Molecule: messenger RNA, 1173 nt
Organism: Aspergillus novofumigatus IBT 16806
Lineage: Eukaryota; Fungi; Ascomycota; Eurotiomycetes; Eurotiales; Aspergillaceae
Exons: 2
Coding region: 1-1050 (349 amino acids)
Cellular component (GO): nucleus
Source: RefSeq, a predicted model, not a curated record
AUGGAAAUGGUUCCCAUCAUUCCUUUUCUUUAUCUCCACAAGCUCCCCUCGCGCGCGCCGGCUCACCACCCCUCGACAUUGACGGUUCCACCGGCCCAAAACUCGGCCUCGUUGACGACGUCGAAUAUGGCAAUCCGGGCAAGGCCACCUCUCCCUCAGCCUUGGAUUUCUCUCUGCAUGGCGGUAAAUGGUGCUUCUACGGCUCAAGGCUACCUGCCUGCCCACGUCCUGCCCCAGCAACGACAAGAUACACUCUCAGCGGUUGCGAACCCAAUGCUGAUUCAGACUUCCGCGUUGCAACGAUCCAGCGUUAUUGAUCAAACCGAGACCUUCGGGCCUUAUGCAGCGGAUCCGUGGAAUCCCGCCUUGGAGCUCGCGAUGCACCUAGACAAUAUAGCAGAAAACUGGACCAGAGAAGAACGCAAGGUCAAGCGUCGUUUGGUUCAGUUCAGCUGCAAGAGAAGCGGAAACACUGUUUAUGCGAAUUUCCAGGCUGUAAAGCCUCAUGAGUGUGCUCCUAAUGGCGUUUACGUCAGUUGCAUAUAUUGGAAUGACCGCAGCCUCGAGAGCUUCAAGCCGCUCACCAUCUCGAAGGCUAAAGCCGACAGUCAAGACUUUUUUAAAGGUAAUCGUAGGGUUUCCUAUGACAAAGCCGCGAACUAUUGCGAAGAACGUCAAAGUGUUCCGUUGGAAGAUUCUCAGACCUGCGCUGAAGAAGAUUAUCUGAAAAUGCCCUACCCCCUUGGCCCGAACUACGCCACAAGCAUUAGACCGACGGUCAAUACUAAGGCAGAAUCUCAGAACGCAGCAGCAACUCAGUCGGUUUUAGGUAACCAUGUAUCAGCAACGUACGGCCCCGUUGUGGCACAUCCGGUCUAUUUUACCCCUGCUGACUACCUGACACUUCCCUCCCCGUGCUCCUCCGAGUCCCGAAUCGCGUUAUCCACUGCUACUCACCACCCUGUAGCAGCGAACAAUCUACACCCUGCAGUCUAUCAACAGCCGGACGACGCCGAUCUAACGGCUCCUGCCAGUAUUUUCGGCAGGUAGAUGCUCCCACAUACAUCCCUGUCACCAGCAGAGUUCCACGCCCUCAUUCUUAUUACGACAAUAUGGCAUCGAUGGUAUACUCUCUGCAAGAUUCUUUCCAUUAGUAUGCGAUUUUCAUCCACG